Molecule: messenger RNA, 8022 nt
Organism: Seriola aureovittata
Lineage: Eukaryota; Metazoa; Chordata; Actinopteri; Carangiformes; Carangidae
Gene: slc7a14a
Product: solute carrier family 7 member 14a
Exons: 10
Coding region: 571-2868 (765 amino acids)
Biological process (GO): transmembrane transport; amino acid transport
Cellular component (GO): plasma membrane
Molecular function (GO): amino acid transmembrane transporter activity
Source: RefSeq, a predicted model, not a curated record
CAUGAGCGGUGGCGCAUAACGCGGCGGAAACCGAGGUGUUAGCCUAUUUGGCGACUCCGCGGAGUGGAUGGAAAUGUCGGGAAAUGGUCCCUUCCUGUAUUUGUACACCUCACCUUAACGGUGUGCGUCUUUGCGUGAGACAGAGCAGGGAGGAGAGAGUUUAGGGCGGGUGUCGCUUCUCCCACCGGACUAGAGCUGCAGCAGCAGGCUGGGUUCGGAGGGUCGAGAAGAGUACAGGAAGAGACAGAGGGGCGACCGGGACCCGACAGAAAGAGGGUGGGACGUUUAAUGAAGUGUGUUCUUGCAGAUAACUCUCUCUCUCUCACCAUGUGGGGAAAUACUGAGAUUGCAUUCAAUUAAACCAGGAUAAGAGAGAGAGGUAGCAGAAAACAGAGGCACCGGCGGCAAGAUCUUCUUCCAUCAUUUGGAUUAGACAUAAUUCCUCUUCCUGCUCUACACAGUUGUUUGCUGAAAAGAACUGUCAAAGCACAAAAGGAAAAGAAUCAGCAUCUUCCCACUCCUGUUGAAAUACUUCCCUUUGACUCUGACCCUUGACCUUUAGCCCUCAGUAUGAGUGGCCUGGUAGGAAAGCUGGACCCCCGCAGGAUACAGUGGGGCUCAACAUGGAACACUUUUGCGUCCCGUGUCCUGAGGACCAAACCUGUGGAGUCCAUGUUGGAUUCAGCCAUGACAGGAACCGGCUCCCACGGGACCAGACUGGCCCGGGUGUUAUCUACGGUGGACCUGGUGUCGCUGGGUGUGGGCAGCUGUGUCGGGACGGGGAUGUAUGUGGUCUCCGGGCUUGUUGCCAAGGAGAUGGCUGGUCCGGGGGUCAUUGUGUCCUUCAUUAUCGCCGCUGUGGCCUCCAUACUGUCAGGAGUGUGUUAUGCAGAGUUUGGCGUACGUGUGCCUAAGACCACAGGUUCAGCCUACACAUACAGCUAUGUGACCGUGGGCGAGUGCGUGGCAUUUUUCAUCGGCUGGAACUUAAUUCUGGAGUAUCUGAUUGGCACGGCGGCGGGGGCGUCGGCUCUCAGCAGCAUGGCAGACUCGCUGGCCAAUCACAGCAUCAGCAACUUCAUGAUUACACACAUUGGGACGCUCAAUGGCUUGGGUAAAGGGGAGCAGUCAUACCCAGACCUGCUGGCGCUGCUGAUAGCACUGCUGGUGACGGUGAUAGUGGCUCUGGGAGUGAAGAAUUCUGUGGGCUUCAACAACGUGCUCAACGUCAUCAACCUCAUAGUGUGGGUGUUCAUGAUGAUCGCCGGGCUGUUCUUCGUCAACGGAGAGAACUGGGACGAGGGGAGAUUCCUGCCCUUUGGCUGGUCGGGGGUGAUGCAGGGAGCCGCCACCUGCUUCUAUGCCUUCAUCGGGUUCGACAUCAUCGCCACAACAGGAGAGGAAGCCAAGAGCCCAAACACCUCCAUCCCCUAUGCCAUCACUGCCUCACUCAUCACCUGCCUCACUGCCUAUGUCUCUGUUUCUGUGAUCCUGACUCUGAUGGUACCAUACAAUGAGAUCGACGCAGACGCCCCGCUCAUGGAGAUGUUCGCUGUGCACGGCUGCAUGUUUGCAAAGUAUAUUGUUGCCGUUGGCUCCAUAGCCGGACUCACCGUCUCCUUGCUGGGGUCCCUGUUCCCCAUGCCCAGGGUCAUCUACGCCAUGGCAGGGGAUGGCCUGCUGUUUAAGUUCCUGGCAAAUGUCUCUUCCUACACAGAGACCCCUGCUGUUGCCUGUGUGGUGUCAGGCUUUUUAGCAGCCCUGCUGUCUCUCCUGGUGAGCCUCAGAGACCUCAUAGAGAUGAUGUCCAUAGGAACCCUGCUGGCCUACACCCUGGUGAGCCUCUGUGUACUACUGCUACGUUACCAACCUGAGGGCGAUAUCCACGGCUUUGUGAACUUCCUCUCUGAAGAGCAGAACAACAAGAGGAAGGAAGGCGUUCUGGCCGAGUGUGAGAAGGACGCCUGCUCGCCAACCAGCGAGGCCGAUGAGUACGGAGGUCCACCCACCAACACCUGUGGAGCCAAAAACCUGCCAUCACUGGGUGACAACGAGAUGCUGAUAGGCAAACCAGACAAAACCGCCUACACUGCCAGCCACCCAAACUACGGCACGGUGGAUAUGACCACUGGCAUCGAGGCAGAGGAGUCAGAGAGCGGGCUGUCCCGCCGUUUGAAGAAGCUGAUUGGACCACGCUACUACACCUUGAGGAUCCGACUGGGCCUCCCGGGGAAGAUGGACAGGCCGACUCCAGCCACGGGCAAAACUGUCACUGUGUGUGUGCUGCUGCUCUUCAUCUCCAUCUUCGCUUUUUGCUCCUUCAUCAUUUUUGGAGCGAGCAGUAUCGGGGAGGGUCGCUGGUGGGCUUUGCUGCUAUUGAUCUUCUUCAUCAUAUUCAUUGCCCUCCUCGUCAUCAUCAUCCUCCAGCAACCUGAGAACCCCAAGCGACUGCCCUACAUGGCGCCCUGCGUGCCCUUUGUCCCUGCUUCAGCCAUGCUGGUCAACAUUUACCUCAUGCUUAAACUGUCCGCCAUCACCUGGAUACGAUUUUCAAUCUGGUGCUUCGUUGGCGUGCUCAUCUACUUCGGCUAUGGCAUGUGGAAUAGCACCCUGGAGAUCACGGCCAGGGAGAACGAGGUGCACGCCUCCACCUACCAGCGCUACGAUCAGGGUGUGGACGAAGGCUUCUGUGGCUUCGAUGAUGAUUUCUACCCACCCACCACUGACCCCUGGGGUGCGCCUGAGGGGGGAUCGGGGCUCACUCCACCCGCUCAGGCAAAACCUGAAAGCGAGGGGAUCUCAUCUAAAGGUGGAGGCAGGACCGUUGCCAAUCACGGCCUCGCCGAGGAGGACCCGAUGGAUUUCUGAAGGGACUGACUCUGUGUUACCCUGAAUGUACUGCCUUGUCUGCUGCCUGGGGGAAGGGAGGGGAACAGUAGUGUGAGUGCACGAGUGAUUGUUUGUGUGUGUGUGUUUAUGAGUGUGCAUGCUUGCAUGUGUGUGUGUGUGUGUGUGUGUAUUUGUUUGUGUGUCUAACCCUUGGGCUAGAUUGUUUCUUGGCAGUGGAAUGGCUUUUCUUUCACCAUGCUUGACUCCCCUGCUCACACAGCAAAUGUGGACGUCAAGGUCAUGAGUGUCUUAUCACAGUCACUUGUUAUUCACUUUCCAGAGUCCACAUCCCACACGAAGAAACGCCAGACAGAGAAGUACGUACAUGACAAGCGAUAGAAUACAAUGUGGUUCACUGCACCGUAAAACCAAUGCGACAUUGUGUAUUGAGCAAUCAGUCAAAUGUUAAUGUCUAAUCACGGGAUACAGGAGAGACGAAGGUGAUGAGCGAGCGACAGAUGAAUCAGCACCUCUCUUCCUGUUUCAACAUACACAGGCAGGAAAUUUAGAUGACAGCAUGCCAAGCCCGAGUGAUUUCCUACGUCUAGGUCCGACUGUUUCUGCUUGUUUCAUUUCCAGCUGACAGGAAAAUGGCCACACAUGCUCUCAAACAUACAAAAAGCUUUCUUAAAACCACUGAAAAACCACAUUCGGGGUAUCUUUAAAUAUUUCCCCUGACCCCUAACAUCUAGCCCAAGGGACAUGCGGAGUGGAUUGGGAAAAAGGGUGUUGAUGUUUUCUGUCACAAAUAGUACUUGGACUUUGCUUGCAAUAGUGCCUUCAUCUACUGUAGGUGUAUGUGAGUUUCUGAUUAUGUCUGUUUUCUACUUUAUUUUUGCCUGUGUACGCGUGAGGGUGUAUGUGCAAUCAAACUCCACCUUUUACAUUGAUUUUCCAUGUCUGUGUGUGUCGAUAUAAAGUGUGUUCUUCAGAUUGUUUUACCGUGUAUGUGUAGGUAUUUGUUUCGUUUUGUUCUUUCCACUCUCCGCCCCAAGCAUGAAGCUCAGCGUCAAUCCACCCGCAACAAAGCAGCUCAUGGUGCAAUAGAGCACAUGCCUGUCAGCUCAUCAGUGUACCUACAAAAAAAAAAAAAGAAAAAGAGGGAGAAGAGGCUGUGACAGAGAGAAAACAGGUUGAAUCCUAAUUGACAACCUGCAUGGUUUGAUGAAUGUCAUAUUUUCUGUGUGCUCGUCUCUGUUUACCAGAGAUGGGAAGGAAUUAAUUUUCAGUUCAUACAGUUCGGAAAACGAAUUUUCUUCAUAGUUUGUGUCUUUUCCCCUGCAGAAGAAAACAAAAAUUAAGGACUGUAUAAAAAUUAUUAGAGAAGGAUUUGGGGUCAGAAAAUGAUUUUGUCUUUUCGCUGAAGGGAGGGUAGAGUAACUUGUUGGGGGACAGUCUGUUGAGGAUAUUUUCAUUUUAUUUCACCCUACAUUUAAAUUUUAUCUAAUUUUUUUCAUUGUAUAUUAAUUGUUAAAAAAAAAGAAACUUUUAUAUUAUUUUGAUAUAUUAUGGGGAUGAGGAAAUUUCAGUUCUUUUGUGAGUCAAAAGGAAGGGCCAAAGAAAAUAUUCAUUAUGCAGUAGAGGGAAUUUGAAACAUACACUUCAACCGCCCUCCCCGCACUAAUCAUUUUCAUACAGUCCUUAACUGAAUAGGAAUGUAUUAUAAAUAUAUUGGAAUUUUACUUUCACAUUGAGUGAACUGAAAUUUAAUUCCAUCUCUCUCCCUUUCUCCCCCCCUUCUGAUUUUUUGCUUCUUUCCCACUUUCUUGUCAACUUUUCUUUUUUUUUUAUCCACUACUUCCACCACUCCUUUGCUCUUCCAGCCCAACUCUUCCUUCAUCUAUCUGCCACCUCACCCUCCUCUUGAUAUCCAUCGGGCCAUGUCAGCAGUGAGUUACCACUGUAAGUCACAAGUGAUAUAGCCAUGAUUGGUUCGAAGCAACAAUCUCCUUGUGGCCUGUCGAUCCAUUAGCUCCUGUUGCACCUCAGGGCAUCUGCUAUUACUUUGUCAUCAGAGCUUUUCCACCUCGCCCUCUGGUUCUGCUCUAACCCAGGCCCAAACUGAUCUGAGUGAACCUCCUUGUUGCCCCUACCUCUUCAGUUUUUAUGCAUGCAUGUAGUUAGUGUUGAAGUCCUAUUUUUACAUGUUACCUACACUGUCGCUGCAGCCCCCGAGGUAUCGUGAAAGUCAAUCAAAUCAAAUCAUGGUCCUGUAUUGUUCAUUGUGUAGGACAUGUAAGCUAAUGCUGCCAAGGUUCGAGGGUUUGAUUCCAUAGUUAGAAUGUAUACCUACAUGGCACUGUAAGGGAUUGUGGCACACACCAAAUAGCAUCCUGUGAAGAUUAAAUUGAGGGUGGGGGCACGUCUACAAUAGCUGCUGCUGUCUGCCCUGAUUGUCGUCCCUGUACUUUUUCCUUGUGCCCCCUGUUGCUGCAUCUGUCCCUUCCAGGGAAGCCUUACUUGUCUAAUGCACUAAAUCAAAGGAUGCCACGCUAAACCCCCCCACACACCUCUGCUCCUCUCUCACAUUCAAUCAUCCAUACUCAACAAAAGGUUCCUUCACGUAGGAAUAGGUGAAAGUUGGUGUUGUCCGGUGAAAUAUUUGUGGUACCCAUUCCAAAAAAAAAACAACCCAGUAUCCCGAGGGAUUACGCUCAUAUUGGAUGAUUCUGCAGCUUGUGCAGGGAGUAUUGUGACCUUUCUGGAACAUACUGGAUAUUUGGGUGGUAUUGUGGCCUAGAGGGAUUUUACAUUCUUCCAGUUAAUGUUGCACAAGCUGAUUACAGUAUUUUUAAAAUCAAUAUAUCUAAACUACACCACCUUUGGGCCAACAAAAAUGACCUAAUUUGACAUCUCCCUACCACAAACUGUUCCCUUGAAAGUGUGGAGAAAGUUUUGGUCAUAAGGAAAUAAAAAUUCACAGAAAUUGCAAUAUUGCAGGGAUUUGAAUUCACAAUGUCAAAAGUUGUUAAAAUCCUCAUUACAGCCUAGAGUCAGUCACAACAGUCAAAGUUACUGUAACCAUGAUCUUUCAGUGACCUUAAUAAGCUUUUAUAGCUGCCAAACCUUAACGAUGUAGUUUAUUUGCCGUGAUGUUUUCUCAACCUUAACCAUACUGUUGUUUUAAUGCAUGGAUAUCGUGGAAAUUGAUAUUUGAAAAAUUGUAGGGAUCAAACAUUCGAAAUGUUGAUUUGAGGUUUUGCAGAAUCCUCCAAUAUCGACUUUCCGUCUUGCGACAGGGUUUUAAAAAAAAAAAAUGAAAUAAAAUGUUUGCACAUUAUAUCUCACACACACAUCCAAAAAAUAAAUCCCACUGUCGGACUGUUCAGCCAAAAUACCUUCCCCACCCACAUCACCUCCCGACUCAGCCAAAAGCCGCUUUGCAUUCAUAGCCCAGCCAAAACUAGAAGGCGAAUUCAGGCGGUGCCAUGCCUCUGACACUGAACUGUACAGUCAACUUUCUAUAUUAUCUGCCGUGUGUGUGUGUGUGUGUGUGUGUGUAUGUGUGUGUGUAUGUGUGUGCAAAUGGGUGCAUGUACUGUAUGUAUGUGUGUGCGUGUGUGUUUGUGUGUUUGCAGUCUACGCCUGCGCCUCAAUGUGACUGUCUGGUGAAUGUGUAGCAUGCUGUCAUGCACGAGGUCCAAACUGUAAAUGUUGUACUUGCAUGUGGUGACUGAUCACAACGAGACAUAAUAGAACACAAACCAAACGCAGGCUUAGUUCUUAUACCUGGGAUUGUGGGUCUCUGAGCUGAGAUUUAACAGCUGUAUUACAACUGAAUCAGCCAAAAAAAACAAAAAAAACUUAGCAGUGAGUUGAUACUGAUACUGCUAUCAUCUCUAUUCAGAUUCAAGACCAAACCAUUCUUAUACUUUACAGCUCAAUAUUAUGUUAGAUGGGAAAUUAACUCUAUGAGCUAUAAGAAGAUUAUUCAAAAAAAAUCUUCACUUAUUCUCUCUUAUACUUUUAAGCUCAUUAAGUGAUCUCAGCCAGGUAUGGGAACCAAGGCUCCGUUAGGAACGGAGUAGAACAUGUAGCAAACACGCAAGUGUGGGAGCGACUUCUCCCACAUCUUCCCUCAACCACUUACAGUAUACCUACUUCCUGUAAAUCCCUUUUUAUCCACCACAACCUCUGCAAGCCAAAGUCCACAAUGUUUGUUUACUCUUCACGUACAGGAGACUGUAGUUUCCUCUAAAGAAACACUUAAUAUACAACAGAGCUAAAGAUUUUUCUUGCUAAUAAGCUAAUUAUAUCAGUUCAUCACUAGAAGACUGAUUUUUUUUUCCUCACAGUGCAAUGGUCAUUCUUUUUUAAAUCCUAGUUGCUAAGUAUUUCAUUGAAAGAUUGAAAGUAUUAGUCUAGACUCCAGUGACUACAUCAGAGCACUGAUGUGACAUAGUGGAAAAAGUACAACACUGAAAGGAGGGAAAAAAGAAAAAGAAAAGUAUUUUUCUACAGCUGUUUCCGAUCCACAGACCCUCCUGGGGUAGGUGUGCACAAAAGCGCUGGGUGGAGUUAGUCAGCCUUCACGUUCUGUGUUUUUGUUUAAUCACAAGGAGGCCUGGGAGAAACUGCUAAAAAUAUAUUUUUACCAACUGUAGUCUCUCGAGAAAGAUGAAUCUCAUUUAUAAACCUUGAACCUUUCCUUUGAAGGGUUUUGAAAUGGUUUGCUCCAGACGUCAAUAGGACAGUAGAAGGUUUAGGGAGUAAGAGUACUACAGGAGACAUGAAACUAUUUUAAUACAAUUCUAUAAAGGGGUAAACUACAAGCAUAAUCAAUUAUUGCCACUAUUGCUUUUAAAGUCAGCUACUAUUUGUUUAUUUUGUCUCGGAGAAGGCGUGUCAUGUUCUUCCUGUGCUCUGUGUUCGCUGUGGCCAAAGUGUCCAGUCAGUGUGUGUCGGACUUGUUGAGAUUGGCUUCUCUCGCAACAACUAGAUAUUCCUUUUCUUUUCUGUAUAUUUUGGCACAAAGCUGUAUAAUGUAGUUGUUUUUUAUGUUGAUUUUUUUUUUUAAUGGUUUCUUCCAUGUGUGUGGUUAUUUUUGCUCCUGGGUGCACUGUUUUUUGCUGAGUUGUUGAUAUUGCUUCCAUGCAACAAUGAAAGUUAUUUAUUGCAAAUACUGAAAAACAA